Homalodisca vitripennis (glassy-winged sharpshooter) is the source of this 3908-nucleotide messenger RNA. RefSeq names its product secretion-regulating guanine nucleotide exchange factor-like. The record is from RefSeq and is a predicted model, not a curated record. The transcript is spliced from 7 exons. Bases 147 to 1253 code for a protein of 368 amino acids. NCBI's taxonomy places the organism in Eukaryota, Metazoa, Arthropoda, Insecta, Hemiptera, Cicadellidae.
AGUAUGUUGUUUUGAUGUUACAAGCAGAAGAGGAGAGUACUAACUUUUCUGUUUGUACUAUUGUUUUCGGAGGUUAUGAAAAGAUAACAUUAAAUCAAAACUAAGUUUUUUUCUGUUAUCAGUUACUGUUCUAAUGAAUAAGAAUAAUGAAAUUAUAUACUUGGGGUGCCAAUUCAUACGGCCAACUUAGCCACGGUGUGGAGUCUGAACAGUGUGUUUCACCGACUGAAACUAUCUCGUCUCACCCUCUGGAAGAUGUUGUAGCAGUGGCUGGAGGAGGAGGGCACACAUUGGUGUUGGACUCCACUGGCUCAGUACUCGGGGCAGGCUCCAACAGUCACGGACAGUUGGCCGACCUCGGUAACAACACAACAACACUGACUAGGCUCCAGGCUCUCCAGGAGUUCAGAGUGAUUGGAAUCGAAUGUGGGUGGGACUCCAGUUAUGCGAUCACGGAUACACAAUCAGUUGUGGCCUGGGGCUCCAACAAGUUUGGCCAGCUAGGUGUCACGAAAGAGAUGAUUGUCACUUCAAAGCAUCCAGUAGUCCUAGAGACACCACCUGUCGUGCAAGUAUCAGCUGGUCUGCGCCAUACCGCCAUGGUGACAAGUAGUGGACAUGUCCUGACGUGUGGACAGGCAAGCAGAGGUCAGCUAGGUGUGCUCGGUGCUGACGGAAAUAUGCUGAAGGCCAGCGAUGCUCUUGUGAGAGUGGAAAGUAUAGGAGACGUGUGCCAGGUGGCUUGUGGACAGCACCACACCUUGGCUUUGACAGAAGAUGGCCGACUGUAUGGGUGGGGAGAUAAUAGACGAGGACAGCUGGGGUCAGGCCCAGAUCAUUUUCCCCACUCCCCACCUCAUCACCACCUGCGAGCCUGGGUCCACCAUCAGGGCGGGCUGGACCCACUCUGCUGUCUUGUGUGUUGUGAGCGCUCCAUUGGCAUGGGAGGAAAGGUGACGACGUGGGGCAGGAACAGCUACGGUCAGCUGGGCCAUAGUUGCGGCCAGGAGCAGGUGGACCAACCCACUCAGCUGACUGACUUGCGAGGAGUUACACAGUUGGAGUUAGGCUCCGAACACAACCUGGCACUGUUAGAUAAUGGUGAAGUGUGGAGUUGGGGAUGGAACGAACACGGAAACUGUGGAACUGGAACGGUGGACAAUGUGGCAGUUCCUCAGUUUAUAUACAUUCCCUCGUCCAUCAAACUCAUAGCUGCAGGAGCUGGUCACAGUUUAGCACUAAGUUUGUCGUAACUAUUUUUAUCUCAGUAGUGACUGCCAAUUUGUGCAAAAUCAUGUAUUCAGACCUCUUAUGAUUCUGUCUGUAAACAACUCUCAAAUUGUCUUGUCACUUAAAGUGGCAAUACAGGGUGUAACAAAAUAAUUGGGCUGGCUAUGCAUUUUCAGAUUUUAUGUGUGAUUCUAAGCUAAAAAUUAAGAAUAACUUAUUUCCAAUUUCCACUUCGUUUAGCCACUAGCAACCAUUUUGUAUUUUUUACUAACAAAACCAGCUAACACACACACAACACAGUUUACAGUUUAUUCUCUCUUAAACUAGUAAAGCGAAAGAAACUAAAUUUGGCACAUAGGUUUGAAUAGGUAAGGGGAAAAUAAAGAAAUAAUUAUGUUAUUUUCUAUAAUAUUAACAAAAUGGCGUCUUGAAAAUUUUAAAAAUAAAAAAAACCAGUAUAGUUAUAAAACAAGAUAACAAUAAUAAGAAAACAAUGCACAAGAUACCAAAUAUUUGGACAAUGUGAUUACAAUUCAAACGGUACUUAUUUCAUUCAAUGAAAUCCGUCAAUGCAUACCUAUUCAAACUUAUGUGCCAAAUUUGGUUUCUUUAGCUUUACUAGUUUUAGAGAUAAUAAUUUGUUAAUAAAAAAUACAAAAUGGUGGUGGCUAGCUGCUAACAAAGUGGAAAUUGGAAAAAAAGUUCUUUUUAGCUUAGAAUCAUACAUAAAAUUUUAAAAUACAUAACCAGCCCAACCUUUCUGUUACACCCUGUACAAUUCAACAACUUAAAUGGAACAGACAGUGAGUGGUUAAAAUGUUGAAAGAGGUUAGUUGAAUACAAACUCACAGUGGUGUAACUAUAUGGAGAAGAGGGGGUUAGAACCCUUCCCCCCAAGAGCUCUAAAAAGAAAUGUUCACAUCAAAGCAAUUCAACUUGUUUGAAAUACAACAGUGAAAUGAUUUUUCUGUAAAUUAGACCUAAUUAAUUUAUUCCAAUUUAGAUAUAUUCAGAUUUAUUCCAUACACCACUUCCUUAGUGCUCUUCAAUGAGUUAACUACCCCACACCCAAAGCAGUUAUACAGCAGUUAUGCCACUGGAUACAACUGUUAUCGUUAGGACAACCUGUCAAAAAAAGCGUAGCAGUGAUCCAGUCCUUGCAAUUAGCCCGUUUUUGCUCUGAUAUUGAUGGUGUUUUGGAAGUCAUCUUUAAUUUUACCGUUUAACAACAAUUUUAUCUUUUAAAUCAAUGACUAAAGACAAGACUAUUGUCUAGACUUUUUUGGACUGGAAGACAAUACAUUUCCUUAAAAUAUCGUAGUAAAUAAGCUGUUAUUCCUAAAAUUGUUUGCCACCAUUUAUACUCUGUAGGAUCUAGAAAGUAUGUUUUUUUAACUGGAAUGAAUUCCUGAACAUGUGGACUACUCAUCUUGAGAUAAAAAAUGUCAUUUGGGAUGCACACUGAAAAAAUAUUGUACUGAAAUUUGCUAUUAAAAAUAAAAUUGCACACUUUUUUAUAUGUGUAAAGAGUUAUUUUGUCUUUUAGGAAAAAUUAUGGUGUAUUGAUACUAUUGUAUACAUGUAAUAAAUAUUCACUAAACAAUAUUUAAAAAAGUGAAAAGUUGUCAUAUUAGGUAAAAUUUAUUUGACUGUUUAUCUGAACCCUUUCAUUUUCAGUAAAACUAAUUUCAGUAUCUGGGCAAGUGGCUGGUAGUAGCUUACACUUGGGUCACAAAUGAGUUAAAAGUGAAGUGUUUCCUUAUUCUCAUGAUACGAUAACCACACAAGCGAUUCAUGGGAUUAAAGCUUAAGUCUACUUGCAGUUUCUUCACAUUUUUCUGCUUCGUAGACUGGCCCGAUCCACCUCCUAUGAGGUGUUACGAACAGUUUACUUUGCCUGCUUCUUUAGCUGAUUGUCAUACUGCAUACUGGCCUGGGGAUCUUCACCUUAUACAGACACUAUAUUUAAGACCCAAAAAACUGCAAUAUGCAUUCUGUGUGGUUUAAGUCAUAGAGAGUCAUUUCGUGGCUAUUUUAAGAGAAUGGGAACACUUACUCUUCCCUCCCUAUACCCUUUGACCCUGAUGACCCAUAUAAAAGAAAACAUAUCACUUUUGACAAGCAGGAGUGAAAUACAUAGCUACAACAUUAGACAAAAAAAUAAUUUAGACAUGACCCAUUGCAGACUCACCAAGACACAGAAAACUAAUCCUUCCCAAAUUGGAGUAUGACUUCAACCUGCUACCAGAAAGAAUAAAAUGUCUACCACAAAAGAACUUUAAAAACAAGUUAAAAAAUAUUCUGUUGGAAGAGUAAAUUUAUUAUGUGUUAGACUUUAAAAACACAAGCUUUGAUGAAUAUUUACAACCCAAAACCAAUUUUCAGACUUAUUAAUUAACUAGUUAUUUCAAAGUUUAUUGGCAAUUGUACUGCCUUUGGCUUAUUCAAUAAAAUACUAUUCUAUUCUUCUAUUCUUGAAAUUUAGAAAUUACACAAGUUAUAAGUUUUAAUAAUAUUGUUCAACACUGACUCCAAAGUAUAAAAUUUUUAUUGGACUAUUUUUUAUAUAUUUUUUUUGAAUGGUUGUUAUAUUUAAUUAUUUUUAUUGUGAAUGUAUCUAUCUAUUAAUUAAUUGAGUUAUGACGGUUUUUACAAAUAAACUGAUUAAUUAUUUUAAA